Messenger RNA from Oncorhynchus nerka (sockeye salmon), 6354 nucleotides. RefSeq names its product low-density lipoprotein receptor-related protein 3-like. The record is from RefSeq and is a predicted model, not a curated record. NCBI's taxonomy places the organism in Eukaryota, Metazoa, Chordata, Actinopteri, Salmoniformes, Salmonidae. The coding region runs from base 82 to 1110 and encodes 342 amino acids. The transcript has 2 exons.
CCUCCUCCUCUCUCUCUGUCUCUCUCUCUCUCUCUCCCUCUCUCCCUCUCUCUCUCUCUCCCUAGAGCAUUUGAGACCCAGAUGACCCGUCUGGAGGCGGAGUUUGUUCAGAGAGAGGCUCCGCCCUCCUAUGGUCAGCUGAUCGCCCAGGGCCUCAUCCCUCCGGUGGAGGACUUCCCUGUGUACAACCCCACUCAGGCCUCCAUGCUCCAGAACAUCCGUACAGCGAUGCGUAGGCAGAUCAGAAGACACUCCUCCCGCCGGGCCACGUCACACCGCCGCCUGGGGCGCCUCUGGAACCGUCUGUUCCACCGAGGGACCCGUCUCCGCGGCCAGAUCCCCCUCCUCACACCCCCCGGGUCUCAGGUGGCUCUGGGCCUGCACUCCUACCACACCUCGGAGGGACCUGGAGCCAGGGCUGGGGAUGGAGGUGGCGGGGCGGGCAUGGUGGGAGGCAUGGCGGGCAUGGGACCAGCAAGGACCCCCUCCUGCUGCUCUACAACAGCAGUAGGCUUCACCCUGCAUGCCCACACCCAGGCCCUGUCACAGUCCCAGUCCUCCCACCCCUCCUUGGAGUCUCCCCACUCCCCACCCUCCCCCUCUGACAGUGAACCAUCCGAGGGGUCUCCUUGUUCCCCAGAGAGCCCGGGUAGCAGGGUUAGGUUGCCCCUCAGCGAGCUCUCCACCCCUGGGCAGCAGAGUGACUCAUUAACGUCUGCCCCCAGCAUACUGAGCCAGCAGUGCCCCCUAGAGGGCAGCACAUGUCAUUACACUCGCCGGGCCUCCAGGAAGCUGGUCUUGGGGCUGGCUGCCAACCUGAGAGGGGUGGCUCUACGACGCUACUCCCCCAUGGGGCUCACCUCCCCCGUUACCCCCCCUGUCCUUCCCCCUCCAGACUCCCAGCCGCCCUGCCACCACCCCCUGACCUCCCCCCAGACGUCAUCCCCCUCGGGGUCUUCAGACGACAGUCAGAGGUUCCAUGCCCUGGAAGUGCCAACCCGGGAGAGGAGGAGGAGGAGAGGUAUAGGGGUGCCUAAUGGACUGAACACCAGCAGCAGUGAGGAAGAGGAGGAGGAGGAGGAUGGAGAUGAGACUCUACUGAUCUGCUAGUAUGAAGGAGCUGCCUUGACCAUGUGGCAAUAGACAGACAGACAGACAGACAGACAGACAGACAGACAGACAGACAGACAGACAGACAGACAGACAGACAGACAGACAGACAGACAGACAGAGAGCUGGAGACUCUGUCUCCCUGGUGGCUGAAACAUAGAGCUGGAGACUCUGUCUCUGGCUGAAACACAGAGAGCUGUAGACUCUGUCUCUCUGGCUGAAACACAGAGAGCUGUAGACUCUGUCUCUGGCUGAAACACAGAGAGCUGUAGACUGUCUCUCUGGCUGAAACACAGAGAGCUGCAGACUCUGUCUCUCUGGCUGAAACACAGAGAGCUGUAGACUCUGUCUCUCUGGCUGAAACACAGAGAGCUGUAGACUCUGUCUCUGGCUGAAACACAGAGAGCUGUAGACUGUCUCUCUGGCUGAAACACAGAGAGCUGCAGACUCUGUCUCUCUGGCUGAAACGCAGAGAGCUGUAGACUCUGUCUCUGGCUGAAACACAGAGAGCUGCAGACUGUCUCUCUGGCUGAAACACAGAGAGCUGUAGACUCUGUCUCUGGCUGAAACACAGAGAGCUGUAGACUCUGUCUCUCUGGCUGAAACACAGAGAGCUGGAGAAUAACUGAAUAAUGGGACAGUGGAUGAUCUCAGAGCAGCACAAUGAUUUCAGUCAUCCCUCCACCCCCUCUAUCUGCUCAUCCCUCCACCCCCUCUAUCUGCUCAUCCCUCCACCCCCUCUAUCUGCUCAUCCCUCCAUCCCCUCUAUCUGCUCAUCCCUCCAUCCCCCCUAUCUGCUCAUCCCUCCAUCCCCUCUAUCUGCUCAUCCCUCCACCCCCUCUAUCUGCUCAUCCCUCCAUCCCCUCUAUCUGCUCAUCCCUCCACCCCCUCUAUCUGCUCAUCCCUCCACCCCCUCUAUCUGCUCAUCCCUCCACCCCCUCUAUCUGCUCAUCCCUCCAUCCCUGCCUUACCAGAGAUCUACAGCUGAGGGUUGUACAUCAGCCUGUCUACUGACUCAGUCACUCUGACUCAGUCACACAUACUCAGUCAUACUAACUCAGUCACACUAACUCAGUCACAGAGACUCAAUCACUCUGACUCAGUCACUCUGACUCAGUCACUCUGACUCAGUCACACAUACUCAGUCACACUAACUCAGUCACAUAGACUCAAUCACUCUGACUCAGUCACUCUGACUCAGUCACACAUACUCAGUCACACUGACUCAAUCACACUAACUCAGUCACAGAGACUCAGUCACACUGACUCAAUCACACUAACUCAAUCACUCUGACUCAGUCACACAUACUCAGUCACAGAGACUCAAUCACACUGACUCAGUCACACUGACUCAAUCACACUGACUCAAUCACACUAACUCAGUCACUCUGACUCAGUCACACUAACUCAGUCACAGAGACUCAAUCACACGGACUCAAUCACACUGACUCAAUCACACUGACUCAGUAACACAGACUCAAUCACACUAACUCAGUCACAGAGACUCAGUCACUCUGACUCAGUCACACUAACUCAGUCAUACUAACUCAGUGACACUAACUCAGUCAUACUAACUCAGUCACACUAACUCAGUCACACUAACUCAAUCACACAGACUCAAUCACACAGACUCAGUCACAGAGACUCAGUCACUCUGACUCAGUCACACUAACUCAGUCAUACUAACUCAGUCACAGAGACUCAAUCACACUAACUCAGUCACUCUGACUCAGUCACACUGACUCAAUCACACUAACUCAAUCACACAGACUCAGUCACUCUGACUCAGUCACACUGACUCAGUCAUACUAACUCAGUGACACUAACUCAGUCAUACUAACUCAGUCAUACUAACUCAGUCACACUAACUCAGUCAUACUAACUCAGUCACAGAGACUCAAUCACACUAACUCAGUCACUCUGACUCAGUAACACAGACUCAAUCACACUAACUCAGUCACAGAGACUCAGUCACUCUGACUCAGUCACACUAACUCAGUCAUACUAACUCAGUGACACUAACUCAGUCAUACUAACUCAGUCACACUAACUCAGUCACACUAACUCAAUCACACAGACUCAAUCACACUAACUCAGUCACAGAGACUCAGUCACUCUGACUCAGUCACACUAACUCAGUCAUACUAACUCAGUCACACUAACUCAGUCAUACUAACUCAGUCACAGAGACUCAAUCACACUAACUCAGUCACUCUGACUCAGUCACACUGACUCAAUCACACUAACUCAAUCACUCUGACUCAGUCACACUGACUCAGUCACACUAACUCAGUCAUACUAACUCAGUCACAGAGACUCAAUCACACUAACUCAGUCACUCUGACUCAGUCACACUAACUCAGUCACUCUGACUCAGUCACACUAACUCAGUCAUACUAACUCAGUCACACUGACUCAGUCACUCUGACUCAGUCACACUGACUCAGUCACUCUGACUCAGUCACACUAACUCAGUCACUCUGACUCAGUCAUACUAACUCAGUCACACUAACUCAGUCACACUAACUCAGUCAUACUAACUCAGUGACACUAACUCAGUCACUCUGACUCAUAUCACCAUCGUCUGUUUUUGUAAACGUUGUCAGUGAGGUAAAAAACAAAACAGUGAAUGACAUCACCAGCUGGAUCACUUGAAGUGAUGAACAAGAUGUAACACAAGAAGAAGAUGUUUUGAGGAAGUUGUGAAAUUGAAUGUUAUUAUGAAUGUGAUAUCUGACUGUUAUCAUAGAUGUUUAAGCAGUGGCCUAUCUUGGUACCCUCUCUAGACGAUGGUUGGACCACAGGCAGUGGAAGGGGUGUCUACUAGGUCACAGUGGCCUAUCUUGGUACCCUCUCUAGACGAUGGUUGGACCACAGGCAGUGGAAGGGGUGUCUACUCGGUCACAGUGGCCUAUCUUGGUACCCUCUCUAGACGAUGGUUGGACCACAGGCAGUGGAAGGGGUGUCUACUAGGUCACAGUGGCCUAUCUUGGUACCCUCUCUAGACGAUGGUUGGACCACAGGCAGUGGAAGGGGUGUCUACUAGGUCACAGUGGCCUAUCUUGGUACCCUCUCUAGACGAUGGUUGGACCACAGGCAGUGGAAGGGGUGUCUACUAGGUCACAGUGGCCUAUCUUGGUACCCUCUCUAGACGAUGGUUGGACCACAAAUGGGUAGGCUAUAGGGCGUGGUUAGAGAACAGAGCUCUAUGGGGUAGGCUAUAGGGCAUGGUUAGAGAACAGAGCUCUAUGGGGUAGGUUAUAGGUAAUGGUUAGAGAACAGAGCUCUAUGUGGUAGGCUAUAGGGCAUGGUUAGAGAAUAGAGCUCUAUGGGGUAGGCUAUAGGGCAUGGUUAGAGAACAGAGCUCUAUGGGGUAGGCUAUAGGGCAUGGUUAGAGAACAGAGCUCUAUGGGGUAGGCUAUAUGGCAUGGUUAGAGAACAGAGCUCUAUGGGGUAGGCUAUAGGGCAUGGUUAGAGAACAGAGCUCUAUGGGGUAGGCUAUAGGGCAUGGUUAGAGAACAGAGCUCUAUGGGGUAGGCUAUAGGGCAUGGUUAGAGAACAGAGAUCCAUGGGGUAGGCUAUAGGGCAUGGUUAGAGAACAGAGCUCUAUGGGGUAGGCUAUAGGGCAUGGUUAGAGAACAGAGCUCUAUGGGGUAGGCUAUAGGGCAUGGUUAGAGAACAGAGCUCUAUGGGGUAGGCUAUAGGGCAUGGUUAGAGAACAGAGCUCUAUGGGGUAGGCUAUAGGGCAUGGUUAGAGAACAGAGCUCUAUGGGGUAGGCUAUAGAGGGUGGAUAGAGAACAGAGCUCUAUGGGGUAGACUAUAGGGCAUGGUUAGAGAACAGAGCUCUAUGGAGUAGGCUAUAAGGCAUGGUUAGAGAACAGAGCUCUAUGGGGUAGGCUAUAGGGCAUGGUUAGAGAACAGAGCUCUAUGGGGUAGGCUAUAGGGCGUGGUUAGAGAACAGAGCUCUAUGGGGUAGGCUAUAGGGCAUGGUUAGAGAACAGAGCUCUAUGGGGUAGGCUAUAGGGCAUGGUUAGAGAACAGAGCUCUAUGGGGUAGGCUAUAGGGCAUGGUUAGAGAACAGAGAUCUAUGGGGUAGGCUAUAGGGCAUGGUUAGAGAACAGAGCUCUAUGGGGUAGGCUAUAGGGCGUGGUUAGAGAACAGAGCUCUAUGGGGUAGGUUAUAGGGCAUGGUUAGAGAACAGAGCUCUAUGGGGUAGGUUAUAGGUAAUGGUUAGAGAACAGAGCUCUAUGGGGUAGGCUAUAGGGCAUGGUUAGAGAACAGAGCUCUAUGGGGUAGGCUAUAGGGCGUGGUUAGAGAACAGAGCUCUAUGGGGUAGGCUAUAGGGCGUGGUUAGAGAACAGAGCUCUAUGGUGUAGGCUAUGCUGUCAUGCAUCACUAACACAGGGGCCAUUCGGGACACAUUCUGAACGGAGCCUCACUAACCAUUCGGGACACAUUCCAGGACAACAGUUGGUAAUGAUGGAGAGACAGACAGCAGGAAGUCCUCUGGUGUUUAAUAAAGGUCAUGUUGGUACAGCAGGAAGUCCUCUGGUGUUUAAUAAAGGUCAUGUUGGUUCAGCAGGAAGUCCUCUGGUGUUUAAUAAAGGUCAUGUUGGUUCAGCAGGAAGUCCUCUGGUGUUUAAUAAAGGUCAUGUUGGUUCAGCAGGAAGUCCUCUGGUGUUUAAUAAAGGUCAUGUUGGUUCAGCAGGAAGUCCUCUGGUGUUUAAUAAAGGUCAUGUUGGUUCAGCAGGAAGUCCUCUGGUGUUUAAUAAAGGUCAUGUUGGUUCAGCAGGAAGUCCUCUGGUGUUUAAUAAAGGUCAUGUUGGUUCAGCAGGAAGUCCUCUGGUGUUUAAUAAAGGUCAUGUUGGUUCAGCAGGAAGUCCUCUGGUGUUUAUUAAAGGUCAUGUUGGUUCAGCAGGAAGUCCUCUGGUGUUUAAUAAAGGUCAUGUUGGUUCAGCAGGAAGUCCUCUGGUGUUUAAUAAAGGUCAUGUUGGUUCAGCAGGAAGUCCUCUGGUGUUUACUAAAGGUCAUGUUGGUACAGCAGGAAGUCCUCUAAUAAAGGUCAUGUUGGUUCAGCAGGAAGUCCUCUGGUGUUUAAUAAAGGUCAUGUUGGUACAGCAGGAAGUCCUCUGGUGUUUAAUAAAGGUCAUGUUGGUUCAGCAGGAAGUCCUCUGGUGUUUAAUAAAGGUCAUGUUGGUUCAGCAGGAAGUCCUCUGGUGUUUAAUAAAGGUCAUGUUGGUACA